AUGCCACUCAUCCUCGACAGUCCCUCUGAAUCGUCAUUCGAAACCCCUCCUGACCCUCUGGAAGAGCGUCGUCGGCUUCACCAUGAUGCUGAUGUUGUUAUCGUUGGUGCCGGCAUUUUGGGAUCUGCGUUAGCAGUUGCACUUGCUGAUCAGGGUCGAAGUGUGAUAUUGCUUGAAAGAUCUCUCAAAGAACCCGAUAGAAUUGUUGGAGAAUUACUACAACCAGGGGGGGUCGAAGCAUUGGAGAAGCUUGGACUCAGGCACUGUCUGGAAGAGAUCGAUGCGAUUCCGGUCAAGGGAUACGAGGUGAUAUACUAUGGAGAAGAGGUGGCAAUACCCUACCCUGGCAACGCACACGGGAGUAAAGCGUCUCCAGAAAAGACUUCAAAACCCGAGGGUCGGUCCUUCCAUCACGGACGAUUUGUAUCCCGUUUACGCUCCGCAGCCCUGAUCCAUCCCAACAUCACCACAUUCGAGACGGAAGUAACCUCGAUCAUUAAGUCGACCCAUACAUCUGAGGUACUUGGUGUCGAAAGUCUCACCAAUAAAACGAAGCCUGAAUUUUUUUUUGGGUCCCUGACUGUCAUUGCUGAUGGCUACGCUUCCAAAUUCCGCAAAUCCUACCUACCGCAUACUCCCAAGACGAGAUCGAAAUUUUGGGGCCUAGAGCUGAUCGACGCGGAUCUGCCUCUGCCGGAACACGGCCACGUGAUUUUGGGUGACGGCGCACCCGUACUACUCUAUCAGAUUGGCACACAUGAAACAAGAGCGCUCGUGGAUAUACCCGACAACACGCCGACCGCAUCCGUGAAGGUUGGUGGAGUCAAGGCUCAUUUACGUAACGUUGUUUUGCCGUCAUUGCCUCAGCAAGUCCAGCCUUCCUUUGCUGCUGCUCUCGACAAGGGUGCUCUACGAUCAAUGCCAAAUUCAUUUCUCCCAUCCGCCACCAACAAGACCCCGGGUCUGAUCCUGCUAGGAGACGCAAUGAACAUGAGACAUGCUUUGACUGGGGGUGGCAUGACAGUGGCCCUCAACGAUGUCGUUCUGCUGCGUAGCCUACUAUCGCCUCAUCAUGUACCAGAUCUGGCAGAUUCCAAGGCCGUCUUGCAUCAGAUGCGAUCCUUCCAUUGGCAGCGAAAGAACCUCACGGCCGUGAUCAACAUACUUGCCCAGGCACUGUACUCGCUUUUUGCAGCUAACGAUCCGUACCUCAAAUACCUCCAGAUGGGCUGCUUUCGAUACUUUCAACUUGGGGGCCAAUGCAUCGACGGCCCAGUCGGUCUCUUAGCAGGCAUAAUCCGACAACCCUCACCUGACGCCCGUGGUCUAGAGGUAGACCAGGCGGCACCUGGUUCUCCCAAAAUGCGGCUGCCGCAAGAUAAACUUGCAGUCAUCAAAAGAUAUAUACACGCUGCGCAAGGUGCCAUCGUCGCAAUUGCAUGGCUCCUGUGUAUCAUCAUAUUUACCCGCCAAGGUCAUUCAGAUGGCAGAGUCGGCUGGUACUUUGGCCUUUGCUGGCUGUCGAUACCCAUCCUAGUGUAUCUGGUCAUGGUGCCAAUGUGGCCUCGAGCGCGGCGCUUUUCGAAUGUUUAUGCCUUUGCUACCUUGGACGCUUUAUCCGUCGUCUUUUGGCUGAGUGCAUGGGCAGCAAUGGCCUCGUACGUCUCCCAGGGUAUUGGCAAAGGGGACAACGAGGAGGCGACUGGGUGUGACAACUUCAAGUUCGGCAGCCCAGGACGUUGCAAGAUCAGCCAAGGCGUUAUCGUACUGGGCGUCGUUCUGAUGCUGUGCUUUGCCGCCACAGCAUUUAUAUCCUUCAAAGCUGUCAUGCACUACAAACGGACGGGUGAAAUGCCAAAUCCAACUAUGGGCAACGAGAACUUUGCCAAACAAACACAGGAUGCCUUCUCCAGCAACAUCCGGAAUGACGACCCUUUCGAUGACAAUCAUGCAGAUCUUGAUGCGAGACAGGGUGGUACAUCAGGAUACGGUCCAGCAAGACGUUCGGAGGACGAUGAAUAUACCUUGUUGCAGAAUGAUCACGAUGAAAUCAACCAGGCACAACCUACUCAACCAGCUGGGCCGUUGGGAUAUGGUCCCAACUCGGGAGCAAUCAUGCAUGAUUAUGAUACAAGCUACGCGGGCUCUUACGGGCAAAAUAUACCGGAUGGCGGAUAUGGAAAUGCCCCGUAUAGUAGAUGA
Messenger RNA from Endocarpon pusillum Z07020, 2202 nucleotides. RefSeq lists its product as uncharacterized. Gene Ontology annotation, molecular function: squalene monooxygenase activity; flavin adenine dinucleotide binding. The transcript is spliced from 3 exons. Gene Ontology annotation, cellular component: membrane; endoplasmic reticulum. Gene Ontology annotation, biological process: ergosterol biosynthetic process. NCBI's taxonomy places the organism in Eukaryota, Fungi, Ascomycota, Eurotiomycetes, Verrucariales, Verrucariaceae. Bases 1 to 2202 code for a protein of 733 amino acids. The record is from RefSeq and is a predicted model, not a curated record.